CCGGUUAUUUCACAUCCUGUGAGGAGAGCUGUUCAAGUUUGUGGAUCUAACGGUACGUUGGGAAAACAUCGACUUCGACUAUAAUUAUUUCUUGAAGUGUGAUGUCUACAGAUAGUCGUGAUGGAGGGUGGAACUGGAGUCUACUACCAAGCAAUGCCUGCAGUGGGACCAGAUGGGAAAAACGUCAUGAAGUUGAUCCCUGUCCAGAAAGUGAACGGUCACUUUUAUCAGACGCCAUUUAAUAUGGAAAGAGACAAUGUGGAUCUACACCUGAAAGCUUUUUCAAAACCUGUUCAUCCUCCUGCUCCGUCUUCAUCUCAAACACAGACUGGACUUCCCUCACUUCAACCCAUAGCAGAUGGACGGGUUGUUCUAAAAACCCUGCCAGAGUUUAGAACUUUGACCAACUCCAUCAAAACUCAACCCAGUGUUAUUAACAACAUCACCAUUCACAAUCAAAAGCAAAGGCAUGUUCCUCUUGCAACACACUCGCUUGCCCAGUAUACAGUCCAGUUACCACCUCAACCCAAUGGACAGAGCAUGACAGCGGUUCAAACGCUGCCUGUUACCGUUAAGUCACCCGUUCUCCCAAACGGUCAUUUCCUGCAGAUCCCACCGAAUGCAAAAGUUAGGACUCUGCCAGCAACUGCACUCCCGCAGUCUAUUAAAUGCCGGAUAAUGAACUCUGUGAAUUACACUCCUAACCUUGGGAAGGGUCCACCCACCGUUGUUCUUGUGUCCCCUGUGAACUCUGUGAAGCUAAAUUCUGACCAGCAAAUGCUUUUGCUUACUAAGCCGAGUGUAAUAAACCCUCCUGAAAACUUGCAAACACCGGUUUGUGUUGCUAAAACGAAUGAAGCUGCGAACACUCCCAUUAAAUGGGUUGUCCAGGAGGGAACAGGCGCAACCGCUCCUUGCCUUGUACCUUUAUCGACACCCGACAUGACCUCUGACAUCUUAAAAGCAGUCAAGCACUCACUUGGUAUGACAAAUGAAAUGACGCCAAGUAAAGCCACACCUCCUCAGGCCAGCCAAGAAAAGAUCACUCCGGGCAAGGACAACGCAUUGGUCAUGUGCAACGGGAAAGUCUAUUUUGUGGCUAAGAAAAAUUCUGAGAUCGCCAAGGAUGUGAUGACCAGUGAAGGUGGAAAAAAGGUGGUUGUCAACAUUUCUCCUACCCUGUCCGCCAGCGAAGAUGGAAAAAAGGUGGUUGUCAGCACUUCUCCUGCCCUGCCCGCUAGCUCUGCUCUGGGGUCCAAUUCUUUUACGAGCCCCACCAAACGUGUUAGUGAAAUCAUUGAUCUCUGUGAUGAUGAUGAAGAGACGUCCACGUGCCUGGGAGGCGCCCCGGGUAAUUUGCCCACACCGAGUCAAACAGAGGUGGAUGAGAGCGAUGAAGACUCUAAUGUAAUAUUUGUGUCGUAUAUUCCACCAAAGUCAUGUGAAAAAGUGGCAAAACCUGUCUCUCUGAAUGAAGGGGGAAAAACGGCACAUGCAGAAAUGGAAAAAAAUGAUGUUUUGGAUGUUUCUUCUGCUAAAACGGAUGAUGACAGAAUAAAUGUGGAUGAUGAGCAGGUCACGGAAAAUGAAAUAGCUGAAAGUAUCUUAAGUUGUGUUUCUGAAAAUGUGGAUAUGGAGGCAGAUAAAGACUUGAGUAGAAGUUCACCAGUGACAAGAUAUCAAGCUGAUGUAGCUGUCGCUGAAACGGUCAGCCUGUUGGAACAGCACCAACAUUUCUGUGUUCAAGCCACUGAUAAUACUGAAAAGGUCAUUGGAAAUCAAGCCCCUGUUCAGAGUCGUCAACCCAAGAGUGACUGUCAGCUGAGAAAAGAAUUCGGCAUCACCUCUGAUGUACAAAUUCGCUUGCAAAGAGCAAAGCCGGCUGUGAAGCCAGAUCAACAAACAGAGAGACUUAUCAUAAACAAACGCACAUUAGACGGCCUUCGUAAAGUCCUCCAGGAUUCAAAGCUGCAGUCAAAAAUACAGCAGAUGAUCCAGGUUCCCUGCACAGAAACGGAGGACGAUGAACAUCUCAAGGUCAAAAGAAAAAAGCAGAAGCAGGAUGGGAGUCACAAUAUUCUCUCUCUAAAACCCCCUAACAUUUCACCUUCCUUUAAAUGCUCAGUUAUUCCCAUGGAAAACGGCUCGGGCUCACAGAACUGUCAAGAACAGGUUUGUUCACCAACAGAAUCUGCAGCUGAUAAGGUUCAUAUGCAAUCUGAAAUGCCAGCAGAUUAUACUGGCAACACAUGCUGUAUUUCUCCUUCACCUGAGCAAAACUCAACACAGACUGCUUGUCAUCCCUUCUCAACUACCUCUGUAAGGAAGACGCCACCGCGCUCUAAAAAAGGGAAAGUGUGUACGGCCUGUCCCUGUGGGACCGUUAUAGGGCUUGCAGAAGCCACUUCGUCACUCCAUACACAGGAGAAGCCCAAUCCAUGUUCUGUUGUCGAAUCACACAAAGGGACAAGAAAAAGCCCAUCUGAGAGUCGCCAACCUCAGAGACUACAACUAAAAGAUCAAUACCCUUUUAUGAAAGCAAUAAAGAAACUGUUAUCAAGUCCAUGUAAAGACAUGGCUCCAUUAGUAAGCCCUACUAGUGAAUCCUCAAAUAACAUCAUCUCACCUAAUAGCUUAAGUGCAUCCUCUUCAUCCAGUUUACAGGACUGCAACAACCAGAUUGUACUGUGCUUAAGCGGAACAAAAUGCACUGACAUGUCAAGCAGCAACAUGGAUGCUGAAACGGCUCAGCAAGACACCAGCCAGGCGCAGACGGCAUCAAACGACCCCAUCAUGCCAUUCUCUAAGAAACACCCAGCUCCCGAAAUAGACAGCUUUCCAACCCAAGCGCUCUACUCGUUGGAAACGCUGGAUGCUGAGGAGAUAAAGCGACAGGAGAGGAUCAAACGUUUGAAGGAUCUCCUGAAGGAGAAAGAGGCUGCGCUGGAGCGGAUGCAACGAAGUAUGAAUGUUUAGUUGUGUCUGUUUAAUUAACUGUACCCUGCAGGAGAGACUGAAUAUGACUGGGAAUACCUCCAUUAAAUGUUUAAGAAAAAAAUAUACAGCAUCUUUGUUUUUUCCCCCAUGUUUACUGGAUCUCUGUUUCCGCUUAUUUUUUUAUUCAGUGUUUGAGUACCUAAGUGUUAUUUAUAGUUUGUUGCAAUACUUAAGCAACUUUAUAUACCAUCAUCUUUUUUACAUCUUUGUAUGAUUCAUGUGCCUUCAUUAAUACUUGUUUUUCUGUAGUUAAAUUCUUCUAAAUUGUAAUAGCCUAAUUUUUGUGAUUUUAAUAAAUAAAAUGCACUUUUGGAGAA
Messenger RNA from Pimephales promelas (fathead minnow), 3314 nucleotides. It is a transcript of the gene lrif1, whose product is annotated as ligand dependent nuclear receptor interacting factor 1. Gene Ontology annotation, molecular function: nuclear retinoic acid receptor binding. Gene Ontology annotation, biological process: regulation of DNA-templated transcription. Lineage: Eukaryota; Metazoa; Chordata; Actinopteri; Cypriniformes; Leuciscidae. The record is from RefSeq and is a predicted model, not a curated record.